UUCAGAAAGACCUCGUCCUGAUGGUUCAGGGGGCACAUUUCAGCUCAACCUGGCCAACAACACGGUUGACAGAAACCAGAUGACUACAAGUUCCAACAGGGUUCAUACGGAUUGUGUUUCCAACCGGAAGCAUGGGCGUCAUGACCCUCCCUGCGGAAAAAGCUAUUCUCCGCACGGAACUGUCACAUCCCCCGGUGCGUCCCAGGACUCCAAGGCCGAAGAGAAUGGCUCGACACGACCCAAGAGAAAGACCAAGCCCAAUCGCGGUUUUGAUCCAGCUGCUCAAGUAGCCAGAGACGCUUCGGCCGUCGAGCAGCCUCCACCAGCUCCAGAUAGACCUCGUCCUGAUGGUUCAGGGGGCACAUUUCAGCUCAACCUGGCCAACAACACGGUUGACAGAAACCAGAUGACUACAAGUUCCAUCAGGGUUCAUACGGAUUGUGUUUCCAACCGGAAGCAUGGGCGUCAUGACCCUCCCUGCGGAAAAAGCUAUUCUCCGCACGGAACUGUCACAUCCCCUGGUGCGUCCCAGGACUCCAAGGCCGAAGAGAAUGGCUCGACACGACCCAAGAGAAAGACCAAGCCCAAUCGCGGUUUUGAUCCAGCUGCUCAAGUAGCCAGAGACGCUUCGGCCGUCGAGCAGCCUCCACCAGCUCCAGAUAGACCUCGUCCUGAUGGUUCAGGGGGCACAUUUCAGCUCAACCUGGCCAACAACACGGUUGACAGAAACCAGAUGACUACAAGUUCCAACAGGGUUCAUACGGAUUGUGUUUCCAACCGGAAGCAUGGGCGUCAUGACCCUCCCUGCGGAAAAAGCUAUUCUCCGCACGGAACUGUCACAUCCCCCGGUGCGUCCCAGGACUCCAAGGCCGAAGAGAAUGGCUCGACACGACCCAAGAGAAAGACCAAGCCCAAUCGCGGUUUUGAUCCAGCUGCUCAAGUAGCCAGAGAAGCUUCGGCCGUCGAGCAGCCUCCACCAGCUCCAGGUUCGCACGGCUACUUCUCUACUUCGCAUGCACCCAUUCAGUAAUUAAUUACACACAUCUUGCUUCCCAUAUCCGCUAACAUAUAUACUCCGCGGCAUUUGCCGUUUCAGAUAGACCUCGUCCUGAUGGUUCAGGGGGCACAUUUCAGCUCAACCUGGCCAACAACACGGUUGACAGAAACCAGAUGACUACAAGUUCCAACAGGGUUCAUACGGAUUGUGUUUCCAACCGGAAGCAUGGGCGUCAUGACCCUCCCUGCGGAAAAAGCUAUUCUCCGCACGGAACUGUCACAUCCCCUGGUGCGUCCCAGGACUCCAAGGCCGAAGAGAAUGGCUCGACACGACCCAAGAGAAAGACCAAGCCCAAUCGCGGUUUUGAUCCAGCUGCUCAAGUAGCCAGAGACGCUUCGGUCGUCGAGCAGCCUCCACCAGCUCCAGGUUCGCACGGCUACUUCUCUACUUCGCAUGCACCCAUUCAGUAAUUAAUUACACACAUCUUGCUUCCCAUAUCCGCUAACAUAUAUACUCCGCGGCAUUUGCCGUUUCAGAUAGACCUCGUCCUGAUGGUUCAGGGGGCACAUUUCAGCUCAACCUGGCCAACAACACGGUUGACAGAAACCAGAUGACUACAAGU
Molecule: messenger RNA, 1619 nt
Organism: Aegilops tauschii subsp. strangulata
Lineage: Eukaryota; Viridiplantae; Streptophyta; Magnoliopsida; Poales; Poaceae
Source: RefSeq, a predicted model, not a curated record